CGCGCGAUAACCUUCCCCCCGUCUCAGCUAUGUAGUCCCGUUCCGCGAUGCAAACGCGCAUGCGCUUUGCCGAUAUGCCUGGCGGAAGAGCGAAGGCCGUUUUUUUUUUGUCUCCUACGUUAUGCUGCUUUUGACGCUCGGCGUUUCGUGACUCAUAAAAAUACGAUGUUGUAACUGCGCCUUAAAAAGGUUCCUUAUGGAAGAUCUAAUUCUAGAAAUUCAGAAUUAUCCAUGUAUAUAUGCAACGGAUGCUGAAGAUUAUAGAGACAACAUGAAGAAAGCUGUUUGCUGGGAAACCAUAGCUGCCAGACUGAACCGGAGUAGUGCUGAAUUGAAAAGAGAAUGGAAAAAUGCGAGAGACUGCUACAGACAAGCUCUUUCCAUACGCAAGAAUAGGAAUAAUAUGAAGCCGUGGCGAUACGAAAAGAUAAUGGAAUUUGUGAAGCCAUACUUGAAACCCAAAAGGAACAGUGAGGAAAUCACUAUUUACAGUGAUUGCUUCGAAGCAAUAGACGAUGUGAUUAUCAAAUCGGAAGUGACAACCGAUUUUGAAGAAGAACUGAGUGCAAGUGAUUGUAUCUCCGAAAAUCCUCCGAUUGAAGAACCACCAGCUUCUCCUCAGCGGACAAACAAACGAAAACGUCAUUCUAGCGACAAUGACAUCCAGCCUAUUAUCAGCCAUGUGGAAAACACUGUGGACAAAUCGUACGAGCAAAAGCACCUGGAACUACUACAGAGCCGAGAAAUUUCCAGACCAUCCAGAGAUUUAGAGCCACAAAAUAAAAUUAUAACCUUUACGGGUAAAGAACCGAACGAUUUAGACCUCUUCUUUGCCAGUAUCUGUGAAACAGCCAAAGCAUUGCCAAGGAAGUACCAGAAUAAGAUUAAAAGAGAAGUGCUAGAAAUCGUAACAAAAGCAGAAGAGGACUGUGAAACAGAGACAAUUCUUCCGUAAUUUGGCACAAUGGGUUGCCGACGUCUUUUGGAACUUCUGAGAAAGUUUAAAAGAUAAUAAAAACCAAUUUUGCUACUUGUUUA
This is a messenger RNA of Stegodyphus dumicola, 1038 nucleotides long. RefSeq lists its product as uncharacterized. Gene Ontology annotation, biological process: regulation of transcription by RNA polymerase II. NCBI's taxonomy places the organism in Eukaryota, Metazoa, Arthropoda, Arachnida, Araneae, Eresidae. Gene Ontology annotation, molecular function: sequence-specific DNA binding. Gene Ontology annotation, cellular component: transcription regulator complex; nucleus. The record is from RefSeq and is a predicted model, not a curated record.